Molecule: messenger RNA, 2671 nt
Organism: Bradysia coprophila
Lineage: Eukaryota; Metazoa; Arthropoda; Insecta; Diptera; Sciaridae
Product: ionotropic receptor 84a-like
Cellular component (GO): membrane
Molecular function (GO): ligand-gated monoatomic ion channel activity
Source: RefSeq, a predicted model, not a curated record
GUUUACAAUACAAGUUGCAAAUUUGUCAUAACUAAGCGAUGGUCAAAGUAAAUGUGUUGAUAUUGUGUUAUGUUAUACGAUCAGGAUUUGGCAUGGAGUACGAAUUGAGUAAUAGAAUGGUUUUAACCGUUCGUGACUUAUUGAUAGGGCUGAGGUAUCCGCUACGAAUUUCUGUUAUGAGCUGUUGGAAUUCAGAUGAUACUACAAUGUUUAUUAGGAACAUCACAAGUGGUCCGAAAAAUUUUCAAAUUAAAAUCAUCAACGAUGCCAAUCCAAUCAUUCCCAAUAUGUACGAACGACAUCAAGAAGUUAUAAUAGCAGACCUUCAGUGUAACGAUACGAUCGAUACUUUCUCCAAGAUCAGCCGUUCGAUGUUCAACUUUUACAAAAUAAUUAUUUUCGAUGGCAGCGUUAGCAUGCAAACCCAUUCUGUUCUGAACAUGGACACAAAAAUUCGGCACCUGUUUCAUAACUGUCCUAUUAUGCCGAUGAGUCAGGUUUUCUUUAUUUCCGAUAGUUUUGCAAAAAAUCAUUUUUUAGUGAAGCAAGUCUAUCGAUUGGGAAUGAAUGAGCCGUUGAUCAUUGAGGAUUUUCCAUAUCCGCAUGUAAAGACAACGGAUUUAACAGCUGUCUUAAGACGACAAAAUUUCCAUGGGUAUCAGCUCAGGGCUUCAAUGGUGAUCUUGGAUAACGAUUCGUUGAAUCAUCUGGACGACUAUCGGGACAUACAUAUAGAUGCCGUAUCUAAGGUUGGCUAUCACCUAACAAAUCAUGUGGCAACAAUAUUUCUAAAUGCAACACUCAAAUAUUCGAUCGUUUCCACGUGGGGCUAUCAAAAUGCGACCACUGGCCAAUGGAACGGAAUGGUUGGUGAAUUACUGAGGGACGAGGCUGAUAUUGGAUCCACAGCAUUGUUUUUUACGCCUAAGCGCAUUUCUCUGUUGGAAUACAUUUCACGUUCGACAUCGGCUGUCGGAGGAUUCUUAUUCCAAGCACCGAAACUAUCAUACACCAGCAACAUUUACGCAUUACCUUUCAAUCGAUUACUAUGGAUUUGUUUGUUUGCUCUGGUGCUUGUUAUAGCAGGUUUCCUGUGCGGAGCUGUGCUUAUGGAGUUGAAAGUUUUGAGGAAUUAUGAGGCCCACUACCGCCUCAGUGAUGUAUACAUGACUGUUUGUGGAGCUUUAUGUCAACAAGGCUCGCCUGUAGCACCGAAUAGCGUAACCGGCCGAUUAAUUACGGCUGUUGCAUUUCUAAUUCUCAUGUUGGUAUUCGUUAGCUAUUCAGCAAACAUAGUUGCAUUACUGCAGUCGCCAUCGAAUCAGAUUAAAACCAUUAAAGAUUUGUAUGAAUCGAAAAUUGAUGCGUCUGUAGAAGACACGAUUUACUUCAGACACUAUUUCCCACUGGUCACAGAGACUUUAAGAAAAAAGUUCUUCGACGAGAAAGUGUGCAAAGAUGGAAAAUGUAAGUUUGUUGCGUUGGAGGAAGGAAUAAAACGAGUUCAGGAGGGUCAGCAUGCAUUUCACUGUGACUAUGCUAAAGCCUACAAAAUUAUCAGCGAAACGUUUCUAGAUGCGGAGAAAUGUGGCUUACGAGGAAUUCCAUAUUUUGAAAUGAAUUUAGAUACAUGGAGUGCAUUGCCAAAAAAUUCGUCGUACAAGGAAUUAAUUAAAAUCGGAAUGAUGAGAAUUCAGGAGCAUGGACUGCAGCAGAAAGAAAAUUUACGAUAUUACAUGACAAAGCCUAAAUGUCAGGGUGGUGGAGGAAAUUUUGUGUCAGUCAGUUUAGUUGACACCGGUCCCGCAGUGAUUUUGUUGGGGUGGGGAAUGGGACUUACGUUGGUGGUUUUUAUAUGUGAAAUUGUUUUCGCUAAGUUUAAUGUAAUACGCAAAAAAUUUAAUAAUUUCAAAAAGUUUUUGAACCGCGGACCCUUAUGAGGGAAUGAAAGUGCCGAGAGGCACAAGUCUACAAAGUUUUCACUUAUCAGUAGUUUUUAGUAAAUUAGUAGGCAACACCGUCCUUGAAAUCAUUUGGUCAUUAUAAACGUUCUAUCAAUCAAAUUCGUGUUCUAAAAUUUAAAAUAAAAAUUAUUUGAAAUUCAAACUUUAAUUUUCCGGCGUGAGUAAACCGGAAACGAGAUCAGUUCCACCGUUCGAAUCACUACUGACAAAAAUCGAAGGAAAUUCAAAACAAACGAUAACUAGCAUUGUAAACACACAAAAUGUCUUUAGAGCAAAUGGAAUUCUGUGAAUCAUGUGUACCAUCUUACUGUGCACCUUACUGUAGGAGCAAAAAACUUCCUUCUCGUACAUUGUAUCUGAACUGUGAACGAUUGAAGCAUAACGGUCUACAAGACGACUGCCGGCGUACUAAAUGUGAGAAAAAUGAUAAUUGCUUUGCAGGAAAGCCGCCCAAAAUAAUCAAUAGAAACACGCCAGCUUAUGAUAUCAAACAUAAUGGUCUGCAACAGGAAUAUCAGAGGGGGAAAUACAAGAUAAAGCAAGAGUUCAAAGUUAUUUGAAAAUAUUUUGACAAUGUUCAUUGCCGUCGUUGAGAUUAAAUUGCCGGGGAUCAUAGUUCAAUAGCCGUAUAGUGUCUAAUCUAAAAGCUAAAUACUUUUCCUCUAUUCUCCUUAUUUGAAUGCUUAAUAAAAUCUGCAAAUUCUAAA